UCCAGCCCAGUCCUGUCCAGCCCAGUCCAGUCCUGUCCAGUCCUGCCCAGCCCGACAAUGAGCGACAAGACGCCACUGGACCCCAAUCAGCCGGUGCUGUACAUUGAUCAUUGUCGGUACCGCGAGAAUUUCCGCCGAGACGCCCUCCAGCUGCACGUCUCGCUGGCGGAGGCCUUGCGGGCCCUCCAUCCGCGGGUCAAGCUGCAGCUGCGGAUCAACGAGCACGGUCCGCCGGAGGAGGAGGGCGCCUUCGAGGUGGCGAUUGCCGCCACGCCCGCCGAGUCCCCCUCGGACAGGCAGCACAUCUGGACGGGUCUGCGGCGGGUCCCGUUCGCCGCGAAGGUGCCGCAUGUGGACGACAUAAUCACUCCCGUCUGCAAUGCCCUGCAACUGGUGCGGGACGACGACCACACGGACGGGGAGUCGCACCGACGGAAGAUGGCGAAUCUGAGACGCAGUCGCAGUCCCCGAUGAGCCCAAUAACAGUAGGGCAGGGAUAAAAGUGGGAGGAGAGUGAAGGGCAGCGGAGGAAUCUCCUGGGGAAUAAAAUUUGGAGCA
This is a messenger RNA of Drosophila pseudoobscura, 558 nucleotides long. Its product is annotated as selenoprotein BthD. The record is from RefSeq and is a predicted model, not a curated record. NCBI's taxonomy places the organism in Eukaryota, Metazoa, Arthropoda, Insecta, Diptera, Drosophilidae. The transcript has a single exon. Bases 58 to 474 code for a protein of 138 amino acids.